GCUCGCAGUCUGCAGUCCAUUGGUUCUCUCCCCGUAGCCCCCGCCCCCAGACGUUCGAGGCGGCGGGGCGGGCCACGUCAGGCAGCCGGCGCGGGGCUGAGCUUGUGGCAGAAGGGAGAGUCUGCAUGUAUACCUGUAAGAGAAUCUGAGAGAAUAAAAAAUGUCAGAUGAUAUCAGGAAAAGGUUUGAAUUUCCAAAUUCUCUUAUCCAAUCACAGGCUGUGGGUCAUCUCAUUGCUGCCGUCCUAAAGGAAAGUGGUUUUUCAGAAAAGAUCCACCAAUCCACAGACCAGACUCCGGCUUUGAACUUGCUGUGGGAGAAGUGUUGCGGUGAUAAUGCGGUGGUUCGAACGGCCUGCUGCGAGGCUCUGGUGGCACUCGUCGCCCAGGAUCACGCAGAGUUCAGCUAUGUGCUCAAUGGGAUACUCAACCUGAUUCCGUCGACCAGGAAUACACAUGGCUUGCUAAAAGCCAUUAUGAAGUUAUUGCAAAUGCAAGCUCUAAAGGAAGGACAAGGUGGGGAGAAGAAUAUUCAGAAUUUAUAUACUAUAAGAAAUCGUCCUCAGCCUUUGAUCACUGUGCUUGAACAUAGACCUGAUUGCUGGCCAGUACUUUUGCAGCAGCUGACGGCUUUUUUCCAGCGAUGUCCUGAAAGGUCAGAAGUCUCAUGCAUCCAAAUAAUGGCACCAUUUCUGUGGUAUCUGUAUUGUGAACCAUCUCAGUUAGAAGAAUAUGCUAAACUCCGACUAACCCUGCUGAAAGUCUUACUUCAGCCCCGGGUUCCUGGUGACACAGAACAGCCAUCAACAUUGGAACAACAGAUACUUCAACUGUGCUGUGAUAUGGUUCCAUGUCUGCAGGUAAAAGAUUUGGUCCAGACAACAGAAGUGAUGACGUUUAUUGAAGAAGUAUAUUUAAGCCUUCUGCGUCAUCCCAUUUUCUGGAAAAUUCAGCUUAGCCAGCUGACCCUUCAGCUCUUGUGUGUCUGUGAAGUCAGCUUAAAGAUAACUGGGGAAUGCUCCUCGUUAAUUCACCUUUUAGAACACAGCGUUGAACUUCUGAAGGAGGAUUUUCCUGUUGAACUGGUCAUAAUUGGAAUAGCUUUACUGCUUCUACAGACUCCAGCAAGUCAGCAGAAGCCGAUCUUAAGUCUGGCUCUGAAGCUCGUCUCUUUUGCUGAGGGUCAGAAAAUCCCAAAGGCCUCCUUGGUGCUGGUGAUGCCCCUUCUGCAGAUCCUGUCUUCUACUGCCUUGGAAGACUGUAUGUCCACGGACGAAGAAGGUCCCUCUAGGCAGCAGUUGGCUGUAAACCUUUUGGAAAUAGUACAGCAGGAAUCCUGCAGAGACGACCGCCGGAAGCUCUCCUACAAGCUUGCGUUCCCCAUAACCGGCAUGUAUGGAUCAAUAUUUACAGCCUGGAGGAUCCUCGAAGUAAUGAGAGAAAAGUCUGCUGCAAGUGACUGGUUGUUUUCUGUAGAGUCCUUGCUCCCUAUAACCACAGUAAUCCCUGCGCAUGUUUUUCUUGUGUUGGCUCACCUCCUUGUUGAAGAUCAAGGACAAAAUCUUCGCCAAAUACUGAAGGUCACUACAGAAUUGGCCCAAGCAGAUUCCUCUCAGGUACCAAAUCUGAUUCCAGUUUUGAUGUUCAAAUUGGGAAGACCACUGGAACCUGUAUUAUAUAAUGAUAUCUUGUAUACUUUGCCUACACUUGGUGUUCACAAGGUGUGCAUAGGACAAAUUCUACGAGUGAUCCAACUUCUUGGAACUACUCCACACCUAAGAGCUGUCACUGUGCGCUUGUUGACAUCUUUGUGGGAAAAGCAGGAUCGUGUAUAUCCUGAACUGCAGCGUUUCAUGGCCAUGUCUGACGUGCCUUCUCUGUCUGUGGGCAAGGAAGUCCAGUGGGAGAAACUCAUCGCUAAAGCAGCAUCGAUAAGAGACAUAUGUAAGCAAAGGCCCUAUCAGCAUGGAGCAGACAUGUUGGCAGCCAUUUCCCAGGUGUUGAAUGAGUGCACCAAACCUGACCAAGCCACUCCAGCAGCCUUGGUGCUACAAGGUCUUCAUGCCCUCUGCCAAGCUGAGGUUGUUUGCAUUCGCUCCACGUGGAAUGCUCUCUCCCCGAAGCUCAGCUGUGACACGAGACCUCUCAUUUUGAAGACCCUCAGUGAACUGUUCUCUCUGGUUCCUUCCUUGACAGUCAAUACAGCUGAAUAUGAGAAUUUUAAAGUCCAAGUCCUCAGCUUCCUCUGGACCCACACUCAAAACAAGGAAUCAAUUGUAGCAAACGCUGCCUAUAAAUCUCUGUCACAUUUUAGCGCGGGAGAGCAUACCGUUCUUCAUCUGCCUGAAGAGAUAAGACCGGAAAUCCCUAUUCCUGAUGAGCUAGAAGAAGAUGAAGAUGAUGAGGGUGAUGAAAAGGAUCUGGAUCUUUCCAUCCCUGGCUCUUGCUAUCUCAAACUACUGUCACUUACUGCUCCUUUGGUUUUUCCAGCUUUGGAGGAAUUUUUUACAUCUCUUGUGAAGCAAGAAAUGGUGAAUAUGCCCCGUGGAGUAUAUCACUCUGCAUUAAAAGGAGGUGUUCGCUCAGACCAAGGAAAGACCGUAGCAGGAAUCCCCAAUUUUAUAUUGAAAAUGUAUGAAACAAACAAGCAACCGGGUUUGAAACCUGGCCUUGCAGGUGGUAUGUUAUUUUGUUAUGAUAUUUCAACGUACCAGAGUAAAGAAGGCAAACCAUUGAAUCGACUGAUGGCCAGUAGAGGGCGAAGUUUCAAGCAGACCUCGCUUGCUCUUGUGCAUGAGGUUCACAUCCAGCUUUCUGAGUGGCACCGUGCGAUUUUCCUGCCACAGGCCUGGCUUGCGUAUAUGAGUCGAGCCUACCAUGCCAUUUUACAGGGCAGAAUAGGAGAACUGGAUUUGCAGUUGAAACAUGGGAAGGAAGGACCCGAGGAGGUGCAGUACAAAAAAGGCACAGCCUGGCUCUGGGUCCGAGACAUGUUGACUGAUGAGAUCACCAAGACGGCUGUGAAGGAGAGCCCAGUGGUCAAGGGCAACGCGCUGUUAGCCUUAAGCAGCCUUGCUGUCGUCGUAUCCAGACACGAAGCCAGCCUCUCCUCCGACUCUGAGGGGGUCCCGGAGGUUCAUCCUAAUUUCCUUUCAAUGAAAGAGUGGGUUUCCAUGGUGUCUGAUACUCUCCUGGUCAUUGUGGAUAGCCAUCACCAACCCAGAGGACAAAUCUUCUCCUCAUUUUAUUAUAAAUCCUAUUCUGGUGAAAACACAGCCAGUGCCAUUGCCCGCUCGGCUGCCGCCACGGCUUUGUCUCUCCUCGUGCAAGUUUUCAUUAUCUCUUGCAAAGAGAAGGUUGAGGAAAUCCUCAACAUGCUGACUGCCAGGUUACCUGGGAAACCAAGAGCUGAUGAGUCUCAAGCCGUGCAAAUCCACAUGGGCCUUGCUUUGGGGAUGUUUCUGUCCCGCUUGUGUGAGGAGAAACUCAGUGAUAUAUCUGGCCAACAGAUGAACCUCCUUCUGAUGAAGUCUUUGGAUGCCCUGGAAAAUUGCUGCUUUGAUGCUAGUCUUGAAUAUAACACGGGCUGUAUAUUGGGAGUUGGACUUGUUCUGUCCGUCAUGAGCCACAGCAGCCGAAUGGAGUCUCGAGUUCAUGUGGCAGCAUCGCUUCGGAAGCUGUCUACCUACCUGGAUGACAGUGGGAGCCAAAGCAGAACAUUUCAGGAGGUCCUUGCCUAUACCCUCAGCUGUGUAUGCACAUCAGCAUUCAGUGCCGGAAUCAUUGAGGCUACCGAGGCUGAAGAUAUCAUGAACAAGCUUCAGCUGUUGGUAGAAAACAACCAACAGACGUCAGGUUUUGCCCUAGCGUUAGGAAACCUGGUUCACGGAUUGUCUGUGUGUGGACACGGAAAAGCGGAGGACUUGGGCCACCGGCUGCUCCCUGCCUGGAUCAGAAUUGUUCUGACAGAGGGCACUCCGACAAUGCUCUGUCUUGCAGCUCUUCAUGGCAUGGUGGCCUUGGUGGGCUCUGAAGGGGAUGUAAUGCAGCUGAAGGCAGAAGCCAUCCAGACCUCUCAUUUUCAAGCCAGACUUAAUGAAGUCAUUAAAACUGUAACUCAGGUCAUCAGCGUGUCUGGAGUGAUUGGUCUUCAGUCAAAUGCGCUCUGGCUUCUGGGCCAUCUUCAUCUGUCUACUCUGUCCUCGAGUCAAAGUAGGACCUCCGUUCCUACCGACUAUAGCUAUUUGCCCGAGAGCAGUUUUAUUAGAGCAGCCAUUGGCUUCUUCAUUACAGGAGGAAAAAAAGGUCCUGAGUCUGUGCCUCCUUCCCUUCUCAAAGUCGUGAUGAAACCCAUCGCAGCUGUUGGAGAGAGCUACCAGUUCCCCCCCGUGAGCUGGGCCGCGCUCCUCUCGCCACUCAUGAGGCUAAACUUCGGAGAAGAAAUACAGCAGCUGUGCCUGGAAAUUAUGGUGACGCAGGCGCAAUCAUCCCAGAAUGCAGCUGCGCUGUUGGGACUGUGGGUGAUGCCACCACUGAUCCAUAGUCUGAGUUUGAACGUCAAGAAAUACCUCCUGGUUUCUACACCUCUGUGGAUAAAACACGUCUCAGACGAACAGAUGGCGGGUUUUGUUGAAAACUUAAUGGUGGCGGUGUUUAAAACGGCUUCCCCACUUCCCAAUCCCGAGUUAUGCAUGAGUGCCUUACAGGGCCUGAGUCAGGCCAUGAAACUGCCCAGCCCUGCCCACCACCUCUGGAGUCUGCUCUGCGAAGCCACCGGGAAGAUUUUUGACCUUCUGCCAAAGAAGAUUCGGAGAAAUGAUCUAGAGCUAUAUAUCAGCGUAGCAAAAUGCCUCUCAGAAAUGACAGAUGAUGAAGCCAAUCGAGUUGCCCAGAUUACUGAGAGCAGCGUAGAAAAGGCUGCCUUUGUCAGACUGUACUUGGUCUCUCAAGGACGAUUCCCCUUGACGGGCUUGACUGAUAUACUCAGCGUUGCUAUUCAGCACCGUGAAAAAGACACACUAGCUUGGAUGGUACUGCACGGUUUAUACCAAGCCCGGAUUGUGAGCCAUGCCAACACAGGCGUGUUGAAGAGAAUGGAAUGGCUCUUGGAACUGAUGGGUUACAUCAGAAACCUUGCAUACCAGUCUACCUCUGUUCAGAACGUGGCUCUUGACGAGGCUUUGGACUUCUUGUUGCUGAUAUUUGCAAUCGCAGUGGUUGCAUGGGCAGACCACGCGGCCCCUCUCCUCCUUGGCCUUAGUGCCAGUUGGUUGCCAUGGCAUCAGGAAAAUGGCCCAGCUGGGUCAGUUUCGAGCUUCCUUGGCAGGAGUCCAAUGCACAGGGUCACUCUGCAGGAGACUCUCACUCUCCUUCCCAGUAGCAUGCCUAUUCUGCUGCAGAAAGAGCCAUGGAAGGAACAGACCCAGAAGUUCAUUGACUGGCUCUUCAGCAUCAUGGAAAGCCCCAAAGAAGGCCUCUCAGCCAAAUCCAGGGAUCUUUUGAAAGCCACCCUGCUGUCCUUGAGAAUUCUCCCAGAGUUUAAGAAGAAAGCCGUAUGGACCAGAGCGUAUGGUUGGUGAAGUUCUGUGAUAGCCGGCAGCAUCCUCAGAUGGAUGAGGAAAACCAUAGAAAUGGAAGAAGUUUUUCCAGAAUUCGUGUCUGGGGUCGCUGAGCCUUGACGCAGAGAGUUAAGGGUCACGAAAAGGUGGAGACAUAACCGACAGUUUGACUCACGCGUACCAGGAGAAGCGGGCAUUGCUUCCAUACCCAGGCCAGUUGAGACUGAAACAAGAACUUGAAUUUUCCUGUAUUUGGCAGGCGUUCAACCUGAAGAUUUACUCUGUGCAAAUUGGACAACAUCAUCCUCUCCCCCGUAAAUUCUAGUAAAAUAAUCCUGUGAAUGU
Molecule: messenger RNA, 5902 nt
Organism: Herpailurus yagouaroundi (jaguarundi)
Lineage: Eukaryota; Metazoa; Chordata; Mammalia; Carnivora; Felidae
Gene: FOCAD
Product: focadhesin
Exons: 44
Coding region: 161-5578 (1805 amino acids)
Biological process (GO): regulation of post-transcriptional gene silencing
Source: RefSeq, a predicted model, not a curated record